GGAAGUUGACAAGAGGCUACUGCCUAAUCUGCCGAUAUACACAUAUAAACUGGUACGGCGAACUGAAAGUUUCAGUUGAAGGAGUUUGACUCUACCUUGAAAAUACUUCAUAAUGGGCAAAAGUUGUAAGGUGGUGGUUUGCGGACAAGCUGCCGUUGGUAAAACUGCUGUGCUGGAGCAUCUUCUAUAUGCCAAUCAUGUUAUCGGCUCUGAGCCAAUGGAGACCCUCGAGGACAUCUACAUUGGCUCCGUGGAGACUGACAGGGGUGUGCGUGAGCAGGUCCGCUUCUAUGACACACGAGGGCUGAAGGACGGCCUGGAGUUCCCCAGGCAUUACUACAGCUUUGCCGACGGCUUUGUGCUCAUCUACAGCAUUGAUAGUAAGGAGUCCUUUAAGCGCGUGGAGGCACUGAAGAAAGACAUCGAUCGCUACCGUGACAAGAAGGAGGUGACAAUUGUAGUGCUGGGGAACAAGGUGGACCUGCAGCACCAGAGGAAGGUCGACUCGGAGGUGGCGCAGCACUGGGCCAAGACGGAGAAGGCGCGCCUGUGGGAGGUGUCGGUCGCCGACCGGCGGACUCUCAUAGAGCCCUUUGUCUACCUGGCCAGCAAGAUGACCCAGCCGCAGAGCAAGUCCACCUUCCCGCUGAGUCGCAACAAGAACAAGAGCAGUGGCUCACUGGACAGCUGAGCGACAAGUGCACUGAGCCCACGAGUACUGCCUGACUCGCAGGUGCAGUGCGUGUGGGGGACGGUCUGAGAAACAUGGUAAUCCUCACUUUGUGGGAUUAGUGCAGUUUGUUUUUGAACUGCAUCUAAUUACAUUUUAAAAUAAACAAGUUAAUGACGCAUUUGACCAAGGGUUCAUAUUAGAUCUCGCCACCGUGACAUCUAUAAAAUUGUCCUUCGUUAACAAUAUUAGCUUCCUUAUGGUGGCCCCAGUGCUUUUCCACAGUGCUAUUUAAUUUCCACUUUUAUUUUAAAAUGCGGGGAUUACUGAACUGUUAAUAAUCAUCUCUGUGUACUUUGUGUGCAAGUACUCUAAUGCAAUCAGGAGAAUGUAAAUUUGUUGCUUGUCUGUUUGUGUAGUUCAGUGAGUGACUUUGAAGUGUCUUCAUCAGCGCUCUGCCUGAUUUUACCAGAUGAUGGGACCAUUAAUGUUUCUUAAUGGGUUUUUUUUUUUGGUGGUAAAUGUUCAGUGCGACUGCAGCAAUCUGCGUUAAGCUACUGCUAUCAGCUGUUAUUUCCAUAAUUUGGAAAUAAGGCACAAAAAUGUGUUACUGUUGCAGAAAUUUAUUGAUGUGUGUCUUGAACAAGAAGUUCUUUCAAGAUGAUUGUGCACAAUAUGUAAGGACAUCUGUUACGCUGGUUAUUGCUGGUGGUGUUUUGUAAUGUGUAUUGUGACCUAUUUUUAAGAAAUACUCUGAGUAAAAUUCAUAGCUAAAGUCAAAUAUCAUCAUUUUAUGAAGUUGUUUGUAUUAUAUUACAGUUUUUACUACUGAAAGUAAAUGUUGAUAAUAUUUCCUAAACGUUGAGUUUCUAUUUAUCGGUGUAAUAAUGAGUCUAAAUUGAUGUUAUUUUCAAUUUGUUUUUCUGUGGAAGGUUUGAAAUGUCUAUUUUACUGAUAAUAUGUGAUUUUAAAUUCAGUAUGGAAACUGAAUUUCAGAAGAAAAAGGAUUGUAAAAAGAUUUCUUGUAGCACUCAUUUGAUUUCAAAAAUCUUGAUUCCUGGUAGUAAUAAAAUGAUACCGUAGCUGCUGUAACUCAUUAGUUAAUAUGAAUUCUAAUUAUGAAUACUAUUUUUCUAUCAUCUAAUAGCAGCUAUGUCAUAUUUUACAUACCACCAUAAUCUAGUUUAGGGUUUUGUGAUUGUCAGCUAAUAUAGUCGAUUACAUUUUAUAUAUGAAAUUUUACAUCUUAACACCCAAUGAACAGUUGUUGGGGUAUACUCUAAGAUUGUAUGCCGUUUUCUAAAGCUGGCCUUGUGCUUAUUUGUUCUGUGAGAAUGAAUGCCCUUUCAUUACCUUUA
Paramormyrops kingsleyae is the source of this 2028-nucleotide messenger RNA. The record is from RefSeq and is a predicted model, not a curated record. Lineage: Eukaryota; Metazoa; Chordata; Actinopteri; Osteoglossiformes; Mormyridae.